UCACACACCCUCUUCUUUAACAAAUUGGUCUCUCCUUUUCUUCAUAGCUCCGUCGUAUAUUCCGCCGCCAUGCCUGCCGGAGGUUUCGCCACCGCACCCGGCGGCGUCGAGUUCGAGGCCAAGAUCACUCCCAUCGUCAUCAUUUCUUGCAUGAUGGCCGCCACUGGAGGCCUCAUGUUUGGUUACGACGUAGGCGUUUCUGGUGGAGUAACGUCGAUGCCGUCGUUUUUGGCAAAAUUCUUCCCGUCGGUUCACCGGAGGAUCCAAGAGGGAGACGAUAGUAAUUACUGCAAAUAUGAUAACCAAGGCCUCCAAUUGUUCACGUCAUCGUUGUAUCUCGCCGGAUUAACUGCCACCUUCUUCGCCUCCUACACCACCCGGCGGCUCGGCCGCCGCCCGACCAUGCUGAUCGCCGGUAUCUUCUUCAUCAUCGGAACUGUUCUCAACGCUGCCGCUCAAGACCUCGCCAUGCUCAUCAUCGGCAGGAUCUUGCUCGGUUGUGGUGUCGGUUUCGCCAACCAGGCAGUGCCACUGUUUCUAUCGGAAAUUGCACCGACGAGAAUACGUGGAGGGCUGAAUAUAUUGUUCCAACUCAACGUCACCAUUGGCAUCCUUUUCGCCAGUCUCAUCAACUACGGCACUGCCAAAAUCAAGGACGGCUGGGGAUGGAGACUGUCACUGGGCCUCGCCGGAGUUCCCGCCGGUCUACUCACGAUCGGAGCUCUCCUGGUGGUGGAAACCCCGAACAGCCUCAUCGAACGGGGUCGUUUCGAGGAAGGAAAAGCCACUCUGAGAAAAAUCAGAGGAACCGAAAACAUCGAACCGGAGUUUCAAGAACUGGUCCAAGCGAGCCGGGCUGCGGAACAAGUGAAGCACCCGUUCCGAAACCUACUGAAGCGCCGCAACCGCCCCCAGCUCAUCAUCGCCGUCGCCCUCCAGAUCUUCCAACAACUCACCGGAAUCAACGCCAUCAUGUUCUACGCGCCGGUCCUCUUCAACACGCUCGGCUUCAAGUCCGACGCCGCCCUCUACUCCGCCGUCAUCACCGGCGCCGUCAACGUCCUCUCCACCGUCGUCUCCAUCUACUCCGUCGACAAGCUCGGCCGCCGCAUCCUCCUCCUCGAGGCCGGCGUCCAGAUGUUCUUAUCUCAAAUCGUGAUCGCCGUGAUUUUGGGGAUCAAGGUGAAGGACGACGUCAACAAUCUCCACAACGUGCUCGCGAUUGUCGUGGUGGUGAUGAUCUGUACGUUCGUGUCGUCGUUCGCGUGGUCGUGGGGCCCGCUCGGAUGGCUGAUUCCGAGCGAGACAUUUCCGUUGGAGACGCGAUCGGCGGGGCAGAGCGUGACGGUGUGCGUGAAUCUGGUGUUCACGUUCGUGAUCGCGCAGGCGUUUCUGUCGAUGCUCUGCCAUUUCAAGUUCGGGAUCUUUUUGUUCUUCUCCGGGUGGGUGCUUGUGAUGUCUGUGUUUGUUCUGUUUCUGCUGCCGGAGACGAAGAACAUUCCGAUCGAGGAGAUGACGGAGCGCGUGUGGAAGCGCCACUGGCUGUGGAGGAGAUUCAUGGACGGCGACGGCGCCGAGGAGACUGUGAAGCCGGCCCGGAUUAAUGGAGUGGGGCCGGAGAAAAAUGGGCGGAGUAAUGGAUUUGAGUAUGUUUCGUCGCAAUUGUAGAUUUUCAGGAGUAGAGAAAUUGGGCGUAAUUCGUUUUUCCUUCGUCGGAGGAAAAUUAUGAAUUGUUAUUUAUGAUUGUUGUAAUUAUUAUUAUUAUUAUGUUUCUCCGUUUGUUAUAUUUUUGCUGUGCUUUAGGGCUCUGGGGAAACAGAAACAGAGCACACCAGAGGAUUAAUGGUGUUUAACAUUUCAAUUUUUAUAUUAGUUCAAACUAUUUUUUACUUCAAUCA
Momordica charantia (bitter melon) is the source of this 1898-nucleotide messenger RNA. RefSeq names its product sugar transport protein 13. Gene Ontology annotation, cellular component: membrane. The record is from RefSeq and is a predicted model, not a curated record. Gene Ontology annotation, biological process: monosaccharide transmembrane transport. Gene Ontology annotation, molecular function: monosaccharide transmembrane transporter activity. NCBI's taxonomy places the organism in Eukaryota, Viridiplantae, Streptophyta, Magnoliopsida, Cucurbitales, Cucurbitaceae.